Messenger RNA from Lacerta agilis (Sand lizard), 4076 nucleotides. It is a transcript of the gene FCHO2, whose product is annotated as FCH and mu domain containing endocytic adaptor 2. The transcript has 26 exons. The record is from RefSeq and is a predicted model, not a curated record. Gene Ontology annotation, cellular component: cytoplasm; clathrin-coated pit; plasma membrane. Gene Ontology annotation, biological process: clathrin coat assembly; clathrin-dependent endocytosis; synaptic vesicle endocytosis. NCBI's taxonomy places the organism in Eukaryota, Metazoa, Chordata, Lepidosauria, Squamata, Lacertidae. Bases 134 to 2557 code for a protein of 807 amino acids.
GAGGAGGAGGAUUUGUUGUGCCGCGAAGGGAAGGGCGGCGAGCGGCGGCGGCGGUUCCCUCUUUCUCCGAGCCGCUCUCCCCACCCCCAAAUCCCGGUGGCUCUGGCGGACGGGGCCGGGCCGAGUCAGCGAGAUGGUCAUGGCGUACUUUGUGGAGAGUUUCUGGGGGGAAAGGAACAAUGGCUUUGAUGUCCUCUAUCAUAAUAUGAAACAUGGACAUGUAUCUACAAAAGAACUAGCAGAUUUCAUAAGAGAAAGAGCUACAAUAGAAGAGGCAUAUUCAAGAUCAAUGACAAAGCUAGCCAAAUCAGCAAGCAAUUAUUCACAGCUUGGGACAUUUGCACCAGUCUGGGAUGUUUUUAAAUCAUCAUCAGAAAAAUUAGCAAGCUGUCACUUAGAACUUGUUCGGAAGUUGCAAGAACUAAUAAAAGAAGUGCAGAAGUAUGGAGAUGAACAACUAAAAGCUCAUAAAAAGACUAAAGAAGAAGUUUCAGGAACUUUGGAAGCAAUGCAAAAUAUUCAGAAUAUUACUCAGGCCCUUCAAAAAGCAAAAGAAAACUACAAUUCAAAGUGUGUGGAACAGGAACGUUUGAAAAAGGAAGGUGCAACACAGAGAGAAAUAGACAAGGCAGCAGUAAAAUCCAAGAAGGCUACCGAUACAUAUAAACUCUAUGUUGAAAAAUAUGCUGCAGCAAAAUCUGAUUUUGAACAAAAAAUGACCGAAACUGCACAGAAAUUUCAAGACAUUGAAGAAAUGCAUCUCUUCCAUAUGAAAGAGAUUAUAGAAUGUUUUUCAAAUACGGUAAAAGAAGUUCACUUACAAAUUGGCGAGGUACAUGAAGAAUUUAUAAAUAACAUGGCAAACACAACAGUUGAAAGUUUGAUACAAAAAUUUGCUGAGUCGAAAGGCACAGGCAAAGAGCGACCUGGACUUAUUGAAUUUGAAGAGUGUAAUACAGCCAGUGCAGUUGAAGGGAUAAAGCCUAGAAAAAGAAAGCAUUUUGGGUUACCGAUUAUUAAAAAGGGAAAAGAUGCAGAAUCUGUGGAAUGUCCAGAUGCUGAUUCAGUUAACAUUCCGGAUGUUGAUGAUGAAGGUUAUAGCAUUAAACCAGAAGCUAGUCAGAAUACCAAAGAGAACCACUUCUAUUCUUCAAGUGAUUCUGACUCUGAAGAUGAUGAACCAAGGAAGUUCCAUGUGGAAAUUAAGCCUGUACAGGCAAAUAGUAGUUCUCAUUAUACAAUGCCUUCACUGGAUGAAUUAAAAGAAUCAAUAGGGAACAUCACACUUUCACCAGCUAUAUCUAGACAUAGUCCUGCACAAAUGAACCGGAAUUCAUCCAGUGAAGAAUUAACAAAAUCAAAGCUUUCUGCUUCAUCUAAUGAGAAGGGGAACAAUGACCUCCUGGCAUGGGAUCCACUCUUUAGGAAUUCUGGUGAUUCAUCCUCAGCAAUGUCUUCAUCUUCAUCAGCAAGACCCACUACCCCUCUUUCUAUAGGUACCUUAGUGCCUCCUCCAAGACCACCUUCUAGACCAAAGUUGACUGCUGGGAAACUCAGUGGAAUUAAUGAAAUUCCAAGGCCAUUCAGCCCUCCUUUGACCUCCAACUCCAGCCCACCUCCUUCAGCUCCUUUGGCACGUGCAGAGAGCUCCUCCUCAAUAUCAUCUUCUGCUUCAUUAAGUGCAGCAAAUACACCUACAGUUGGUAUUUCACGUGGCCCUAGCCCUGUCAGCCUUGGAAACCAGGACACUUUGCCUGUUGCAGUGGCCCUUACCGAGUCUGUUAAUGCCUACUUCAAAGGAGCAGAUCCCACAAAAUGUAUUGUGAAAAUCACUGGUGAUAUGACAGUCUCAUUCCCAAGUGGAAUUAUUAAAGUUUUCACCAGCAAUCCAUCUCCAGCUGUGCUCUGCUUCAGGGUAAAAAACACAAGCAAACUAGAGCAGGUUCUUCCAAAUGCACAACUUGUAUACAGUGAUCCAUCACAAAGCGAUUCCAAUGUGAGUGAUUUUUGGAUGGACAUGCAAGCUGUUACAGUCUACCUCAAGAAGCUAUCGGAACAAAAUCCUUCGGCUUCUUACUAUAAUGUAGAUGUUCUAAAAUAUCAGGUAUCUUCAUAUGGCAUCCAAUCUACACCUCUGAAUCUUGCUACGUACUGGAAGUGCAAUAGUAACACUACUGAUGUAAGAGUCGAUUACAAAUACAACCCGGCCUCUAUGGCAGUGCCAACUAUGCUUUCUAAUAUACAGGUCAUGGUUCCAGUUGAUGGAGGCGUAAUGAAUAUGCAAUCACUUCCUCCAGCAAAAUGGAAUUCAGAGCAGAUGAAAGCCUUAUGGAAAUUGUCUAGUAUUUCAGAAAAAUCAGAAAAUGGAGGCUCUGGCUCCCUCAGAGCCAAAUUUGACCUUUCAGAAGGACCCAGUAAGCCAGCAACACUUGCAGUGCAAUUUAUCAGUGAAGGAAGCACACUUUCAGGAGUAGAUGUUGAACUAGUAGGCACUGGCUAUCGGCUUUCCCUACUUAAGAAGAGAUUUGCCACUGGUCGAUAUAUGGCAGAUUGCUGAUGAGCCAGUGUGGGGGGAAAUGAGUUCUCUCAAUGAACAGAAAUUCACUAUUUUACUACCUUUCCAACACUAUUUUAACAUGCAUUUAUUUUUUAAAAAAUGUUUUGCUUAGUUUUUGAGUCUUAUAUCCAACAAAAAUGCACUUUCCAAAAUAAGUCAUUUAAAACAAACUCUAUUUUAUUAGCACUGAAGUGAACUCCCAACACUAUCUGUAGGUGGUCAGCUGAAAUACUGGGAAACAAGAUUACGCAAAUGCUUAAUACUUAUGUAGCCUCAAAGCCAAAAUAGCAGUCAUUUCUGGUAUUUAAAAGGUGUGGUGCUUUGUGAUACCAAAAGCAACCACAUUAUUUUAGCUUUCUAUAAAUAUUACUGAAGUAUACUUUUUCAGUUUCAAUAUUGCCAUUUCAUUUAAAAAGUGGCAAAGUAAUUUUUGUUUCAUUCUUGUAUAUUCAUGUGCCAUAUCUGGUUAGAGAUAUGUAUACAAAGUAACUUGAUUUUCAUAUACCAUAUAUAAUUAAGUGUAUAUUAUUUUAUAAAAGAUGGUUUUAAAAAUGUAAAGUGCAAUGGUUUUUUUAAAAAAUUGCAACAGACAACAGAUAUUUACUUCUGCCAUUAGUUAACUUUAUGGGAGUUGUAAUUUUUAAUUAAUGCUGUAGAUUAAUUUAUUUUUAUAUGGAAUGUGUAACAUUUGUGCCUUUUUAAAACUGUGCCUAUCAAAAUGUCUAUGUGCCUCUUAUUUCUUUUUUUCAAUUUCUAGAUCUUCCAUACAGAAAAGCUGAUGUUUUUCUGUGUAAUAUGUACAACUACAUAAUUCCCUAAAGCAGGGAUUUGGAAGGGAAACUUCAAAUAACUCUAAAACAGCCACUAAAAUAUUACAUUGCUUCCUUGUGGGUUGAAUGCAAUAAAUGCAGCCACUGUAAAGGGAACUGCUUGACUUUUAUAUAUUCACAGAAAAACAACUUGAUAUCAAAAUUCAACUUCAGUAUCACCAAAGAUGUGUAAAAUCCUGAAGGUGUGUUAAAUAAGUUUAAAACAAUUUAUACAAGAAUAAUUAUAGCAUUCCCUUUUGCGAACUAUAAAGUUUUGAAGUUUCAAGUGCUUUCAAAGGUGACAUGAAUGUAAAUGUAGUAGCUUUAGAGAAGUAAUAUUUGUCAAUGUUUAUUUUGAGCAGAACAAAAAUUGUCAUUCAUGCUAAUUUCAACAAAAUUGAUACACUUAGCAUUUGAAUGUUUGGAUUUAUCACUUUUUAAACACAGUGGCUCUAAACAUCAACAGAAGUGAUCUAGUGGGAUCAUUUUUAGCACAAAUUAAUACUUUUAAAGCUUGUUAUGUAUUGUGUUGUUAAGAACUUGUUAAAUCCUGAAAUAAAAAUUUAAGGGGGUGUGAAAUUCUGUGCACUUCUGAAUUGCAGUGUCUAGGGGGGAAAUAAUUAAAUAUAAAAAUGCUUAUGGAAUCAGUAUUGGAUUGACCAGUCAGCUUUAUAUAUAAAAUGUAAAUAUAUAAUGCUCUUAGCCACAAA